GCGCGGCCCUCAUGCGGCGCCCUCGCUGACACCUGAAAUCCGUCGCUCCCCGUCCGCCGCGCACCGCGGGGCGUCCGGCCCGCAGCCCUUGGCGGUUGAAGUCGUUGUCUUGCCGGCCCGCGGCGGCCGCCCAUGGAGAAGGCCGGGCGGGGCGGCAGUGGCGCCCCCCGGGGGCCCGUGCUGCACAUCGUGGUGGUCGGCUUUCACCACAAGAAGGGCUGCCAGGUUGAAUUCUCUUACCCGCCCCUGAUUCCAGGAGAUGGACAUGACAGCCACACUUUACCUGAAGAAUGGAAAUACUUGCCCUUCCUUGCUUUGCCAGAUGGUGCACACAACUACCAAGAAGCAAAUUAUCACGAUUGUGGUUUUGUACUUACUUUAGAUUAUUUGGUUAAUGUUGAGAAGCGAGACACUAGAUACGAGCGCACAACAGCAGCGGCCGACGACGCAUUCACUGAGUGUGGACCUUCUCCGAUGACGCGGCAGCAGCUGCGACGGGUUGGUAGUGGCGUUAGCUGCCAUGGCUACGCCGGAAGUGGCCUGUCGGUCGACGAUGGGACGGCGAUUUUGAAAGAGCGCGCUUCCGCUUUUUCCCGCAGCCCGAGUAGGCUCGACCAAUCUGAGGCCGAGCGUGCGAUCCGGGCUGUCGACCCACGCCCCUCCCCAGGCUCCGCCUCGGCCCCUUCAGACCCCACCAGUCAGGUCCCUUCCGGACCUGCUCCGCCCCGCCGGCGGCGGCCGCCUCAUCAGGUGACAGCCCGGAAGCAGCGGAAGCGGAUGAGGGAAGAGCGGCUGCGGCCCCGGAGGGCGGCACGGAGCUGCUCGGCCUCCUCCGGGACCCCGUCGUUGUCUUGCCGGCCCGCGGCGGCCGCCCAUGGAGAAGGCCGGGCGGGGCGGCAGUGGCGCCCCCCGGGGGCCCGUGCUGCACAUCGUGGUGGUCGGCUUUCACCACAAGAAGGGCUGCCAGGCAUGAUUGAACAUGGUCUCAGUGACUGUUCUCAGUACAGACCCCGAAAGAGUAUGACUGAAGAAGCUGGACUUCAGGAAAGCAAUCCUCCUGCAGAUAAUUUUGUUUGUGGGUCUACUUCUGACAUUUCAAAUACCAACUUGGGAACUGUCAAAAAAAUCAUGGCAGGAAACCAUGGAGACGGUGCUGCCAUCAAGACUGAAGAGCAUUUGUUCCAAGAAGAUGACAGCAAAGGACAGGAACCAAAUAAUACCAAUCAAUAUUUGAAACUUCCAUCUCGCCCGUCUCCAGAGUCUUCAGAAAGUGACUGGGAGACCUUGGAUCCUAGUAUCUUAGAGGACCCCAACUUGAAAGAAAGAGAGCAGGUGGGAUCCGAUCAGACAAACUUAUUUCCAAAGGACUCUGUGCCCUCAGAUAGUCCUCCAAUUACUGUACAACCUCAAGCUCACAUUGGGCAGGUGGUCCUGAUACCAGGGCUCAUUUCAGGUUUGGAAGAAGACCAGUACGGCAUGCCCCUGGCCAUCUUCACAAAGGUAGAAGAAGCUCUGAUCCAGACCCAUGAUCCAGAACUCAGGAAGCUGCUUAUUCCAACCACUGCAGACCUAAGGUUCGCAGAUUACCUAGUGAGGCACGUGACUGAGAACCGGGAUGACGUCUUCCUGGAUGGCACAGGCUGGGAGGGAGGUGAUGAAUGGAUUCGGGCCCAGUUUGCAGUCUACAUCCAUGCCCUGCUGGCUGCCACGCUGCAGUUAGAUAAUGAAAAGAUAUUAUCAGACUACGGGACCACUUUUGUUACAGCAUGGAAGAAUACUCACAACUACAGGGUGUGGAACAGCAACAAGCAUCCAGCACUUGCAGAAAUAAAUCCAAACCAUCCAUUUCAAGGACAGUACUCAGUGUCAGACAUGAAGUUAAGAUUCUCACAUUCUGUUCAGAAUAGUGAACGUGGCAAAAAGAUUGGAAACGUCAUGGUCACAACCAGUCGGAAUGUUGUACAAACAGGAAAAGCUGUUGGCCAAUCAGUUGGAGGAGCUUUUUCCAGUGCAAAGACAGCUAUGUCUUCAUGGCUUUCUACUUUCACCAAUUCCACCCCGCAAAGUCUCACUGAGCCACCCGAUGGGAAGCCCUGA
Messenger RNA from Galeopterus variegatus (Sunda flying lemur), 2097 nucleotides. Its product is annotated as late secretory pathway protein AVL9 homolog. NCBI's taxonomy places the organism in Eukaryota, Metazoa, Chordata, Mammalia, Dermoptera, Cynocephalidae. Gene Ontology annotation, cellular component: cytoplasm. The transcript has 7 exons. The record is from RefSeq and is a predicted model, not a curated record. The coding region runs from base 133 to 2097 and encodes 654 amino acids.